UAUUAUUAUGGCAUCAACUUUAUCUUACAGGUUUCUGUGUUUGUUUCUUUCUCUCUCCAUUUCUUCGCCUUUCGCAUAUGCAGCUUCUCAUCAUCAUGACCAACUUCACUUGUCUUCAGCUGCCAACUUGACAAAACUGCAAGCAGAAAAGAUGAUUAGAGCUUUUAACUUAUUUCCUAAGCACUCCAUCAACAUGCCAACCCAUGUUGAUUCUUUAGUAACCUAUCCUCAGAUUGUUGAGAAACCAUUAAAUUUGAAUAUUCUUGGUGGUCUAGAGCCUUCUGUUCAGGAUUUAGGUCACCAUGCUGGAUACUAUAAGCUUCCCCAUGCAGAAGCUGCAAGAAUGUUCUACUUUUUCUUCGAAUCACGGAACAGCAAGGAUGAUCCUGUUGUCAUAUGGUUGACAGGAGGGCCUGGAUGCAGCAGUGAAUUGGCAUUGUUUUAUGAAAACGGUCCUUUCCAUCUUUCAAAGAACAAGUCUCUUAUGUGGAAUGACUAUGGUUGGGAUAAGGCAUCAAACCUCAUUUACGUUGAUCAGCCUACUGGAACUGGAUUCAGUUACACAACAGACAAUAAGGACAUUCGUCAUGACGAAAAUGGUGUUAGCAAUGACUUGUAUGAUUUCUUGCAGGCUUUCUUCAAAGAGCAUCCCCAGUUUGUCAAAAAUGACUUUUACAUAACUGGAGAAUCUUAUGCUGGGCACUACAUCCCUGCUUUUGCUGCUCGUGUUCACCAAGGAAACAAAAACAAAGAAGGAAUUCAGAUAAACCUCAAGGGAUUUGCCAUUGGCAAUGGUCUUACUAAUCCUGCAAUUCAGUACCAAGCUUACACAGAUUAUGCAAUGGAGAACAAGUUAAUUCAAAAUUAUGACUAUGACAGAAUUAACAAGUUGGUUCCAGAAUGUGAGGAGGCAAUCAAAGCUUGUGGCAUAGAUGGUGAAUUGGAUUGUGAAACUGCAUAUGUCAAUUGCAACAACAUAUUCUCUGAGAUCCUGAGCGUUGUUGGUAAUAUAAAUUACUACGAUAUCAGAAAGGAAUGCGAGGGGCAAUUGUGCUAUGAUUUUUCAGCCAUGGACACAUUCCUGAAUGAGGACGCAGUCAGACAUGCUCUAGGGGUAGGAAACAUAGAUUUUGUUUCCUGCAGUUCUGAGGUUUAUGAUGCCAUGAUUUUGGACUGGAUGAGGAACCUUGAAGUGGAUAUUCCUGCUCUCCUUGAGGAUGGGAUCAGGGUGCUUAUCUAUGCCGGGGAGGAGGAUCUCAUAUGCAAUUGGCUUGGAAAUUCAAGGUGGGUUCAUGCAAUGGAAUGGUCUGGCCAGCAAGAAUUUGGAGCAGCCGCAACUGUUCCAUUUGUGGUUGAGGGUGCAGAAGCAGGACAAAUGAAAAGCCAUGGUCCUCUCACUUUCCUCAAGGUGCAUGAGGCUGGUCACAUGGUUCCAAUGGAUCAGCCAAAAGCUGCAUUACAGAUGUUGAAGAGCUGGAUGCAAGGAGAGCUUGGUGAGGCUGGAACUAAAGAAAGAAUUUCUCCCAAGUGAUCACCCCAUUUAAGUUUGUUCCUAUUUUCUUAGCAUGCUCAACCUCAGUCUCACAUUUAUAGUUCUUAAGAGCUCUAUAGGUUGUGGUAAUGCUGAUUCCUGCUAAAUUCAAGGAGAUCAUGUUCAACUCUUCACAGAAGUGAAAAACAAAACACAUGUUUUGCAAAUAUGCAUUUGAAAAUAAUCGGUUUCACUUCA
Manihot esculenta (cassava) is the source of this 1729-nucleotide messenger RNA. Its product is annotated as serine carboxypeptidase-like. Gene Ontology annotation, molecular function: serine-type carboxypeptidase activity. The transcript has 9 exons. Bases 8 to 1531 code for a protein of 507 amino acids. Lineage: Eukaryota; Viridiplantae; Streptophyta; Magnoliopsida; Malpighiales; Euphorbiaceae. Gene Ontology annotation, cellular component: vacuole. The record is from RefSeq and is a predicted model, not a curated record. Gene Ontology annotation, biological process: proteolysis.